Messenger RNA from Rattus rattus (black rat), 977 nucleotides. RefSeq names its product oocyte-specific histone RNA stem-loop-binding protein 2-like. The coding region runs from base 341 to 850 and encodes 169 amino acids. Gene Ontology annotation, biological process: mRNA transport; mRNA 3'-end processing by stem-loop binding and cleavage. Gene Ontology annotation, cellular component: cytoplasm; histone pre-mRNA 3'end processing complex. The record is from RefSeq and is a predicted model, not a curated record. Lineage: Eukaryota; Metazoa; Chordata; Mammalia; Rodentia; Muridae. Gene Ontology annotation, molecular function: histone pre-mRNA stem-loop binding; mRNA binding. The transcript has 7 exons.
ACAGCUCCCGGUUUUACCUUAAGUUUAAAGGCCGACUUGAAUUGUGUGAGAGAAAAAAAAAAUCCUGCAGGACUGGAUGGAAGCGAAGACUCCACCGAAUGACAAGGAAUCUGAGGAACAGACGCGGCUGUUCGGGUUAAAACUGCAUCCACGUAGCCUGAGGUUCAGCUUUGCUGCUCCUCUCCGGAAAUGGCCUGAAGGAGGGUUUCAUGCCUAUAAUCCCAGCACUUAGAAGACUGUAAUCGAAGAGUCGCCGUGAGUUUGAGGACAUCCCGCAGUGAGUCCAGAUCGCCGUGGGCUAGACUGCAGAAGCUGCUUCCCCAGAAAGAAGGUGUGUGAAAUGUCUUUGUCCUCUAGGAUGGAGAUGGUAAGUGUGGGAGUCACCACAGAGCCUUGUCAUGCCAGGUGGGAAGUUGAGACGGAUGAAGUGGUCCUGAGGCGACGGCAGAAGCAGAUAGACUAUGGCAAGUGCACACCUGGGUACCAGAGCUUUCUGCAGCAGGUCCCCAGGGCACAGCGACAGCCGGGUUUUCACCCUCAAACACCAAACAAAAACAGGAGGUACAGCCGCAGAUCCUGGGAUGCCCAGAUCAGGCAAUGGAGAAGAGCCCUGCAUACCUGGGACCCCCCAAGCCAGCCUCUCCAUGACAGACAGGCUGAAGGGAAGGCAGCAGGGAACUUCCUAAGGCCAGUGGAUUCUGCUCCUUUAGAUGAUCUCCUGAAUAACUGGCCCCAGGACCCAGAAUCCUCAGAGAAUUGGAACAGAGGCGAGAAAGAGGCCCAGUUUGCAUACUUGAAGGUUCCUGCUUCCUGCCCUCCCCAGCUCAAAGAUGAACUUCUCCAUCACUAAGUCUGCUGCUGUUUACCUAUCCCAGACAAGGGGGGAUUCAAAGCAUUCACAGCGAACACUUGAUUUUUAGGGAUUUGCUGCUACAACUGUAUAAUAAUGAAAUGACUGGAAUUACUUUUUUUUUUUA